UUUUCUGGGAAAUCAGCUGUAAGGAAACGCAUGCUCGGUUCGUCUGAAGUAAAAUGGUGGUUUCGUCUUAGAAGGGAAGAAAGAAAGCCGUGAAAACUGGUUGAAAACCGUUUAUCUGUGUAAAUAAAUGCCUUACGAUAUGUCAUCACAUGCAGAAAAUGCAGCCAACAGGCUUAAGUCAUACAAAAACAAAGCCCUAGAUUCACAAGAGCUCAGACGAAGACGCGAAGAAGAAGGCGUCCAACUCAGGAAACAGAAACGAGAUGAACAGGUUUUCAAAAGAAGAAAUGUUUCCAUGCCAACUAGAGGUCCAGAAGAAUUUGCUGGAGGAAAUAUCCAUGACAACACAGUCAGUUCAACGCCAUAUACCGGUGGCAUCACUCAAGAAAUGAUUCAGGUUUUGUACAGUGAAAAUGCAGAGGAACAAGAGGCUGCCACUCAGAAGUUCAGAAAGCUCCUUUCAAGAGAACCCAACCCUCCUAUAGACGAAGUCAUUCAAACAGGAAUUGUUCCCAGAUUUGUUGAAUUUCUUCAGAAAGAUGGCAACUGCACCUUACAGUUUGAAGCUGCGUGGGCCCUCACAAACAUAGCGUCGGGAACCUCCCUUCAGACACGAGUGGUGAUAGAAGCAGGUGCUGUGCCAAUUUUUAUAAAGCUGCUUGCCUCAGAUAUUGAGGAUGUUCAGGAACAGGCUGUGUGGGCUUUAGGAAAUAUUGCUGGGGAUAGUCCGGAGUGCCGGGAUUAUGUGUUGAAUGAAGGAAUUCUUGUCCCUCUAUUACAGUUAUUAAGCAAAAACACAAGCAGUUUAUCUAUGACUAGGAAUGCCGUAUGGUGUCUAUCAAAUUUAUGUAGAGGAAAAAAUCCCCCACCAGAUUUUGCAAAGGUGUCCCCUUCUUUACCCGUGUUAGCCAGACUGCUGUUUCAUACAGAUAAAGAUGUUUUGGCUGAUGCAUGUUGGGCAUUAUCUUACCUGUCCGACGGUCCCAAUGAAAAGAUUCAGUCUGUGAUAGAUUCAGGGGUGUGUCGCCGAUUAGUAGAACUCCUUAUGUACACGCAGCAGAGUGUUGUUUCAGCAGCGCUACGAGUGGUGGGUAACAUAGUCACCGGGGACGACUUUCAAACACAGGUCAUCUUGAACUGUUCUGCUCUGCCAUGCCUGUUACAUUUACUCAGUAGCUCAAAAGAAUCAAUUAAAAAGGAGGCAUGUUGGACAAUUUCAAACAUCACAGCAGGAAACAGAAUGCAAAUACAGAGUGUUAUUGAUGCCAAUAUAUUCCCUGUUUUGAUUGAUAUUUUGGGCAAAGCCGACUUCAAGACGAGGAAAGAGGCAGCUUGGGCAAUUACUAACGCCACAUCAGGGGGAUCCCCUGAACAAAUCAGGUUUUUGGUAGAUCAGGACUGUAUCCCUCCAUUGUGUGAUUUACUGACAGUGAUGGAUGCCAAGAUUGUACAGGUGGCUCUAAAUGGCUUAGAAAAUAUUCUGCGAUUGGGCGAACAGGAUGCAAAGAACCACAAUGGCACAAAUCCUUACGCUGUUUUAAUUGAGGAAUGUUAUGGUUUGGACAAGAUAGAAUUUCUACAAAGCCACCAGAACAGAGAAAUAUACCAGAAAGCCUUUGACAUGAUUGAGCGAUACUUCGGAACUGAGGAAGAAGACAAGGCUGUCGCACCCCAGAUGGAUGAAAAUGCACAGCAGUAUGAAUUUAAUGCCCCCGCUGAAAAUGUUCCUAUGGGUGGUUUCCAGUUCUAGGGGUAUUGACUGUUUCAUGGGCAAGAACUGUGGGGAUGCGGUGAAGGAGGUUCCCGUUACAGCAUGUUUUGUUGAAGGUGGAUUUUGAAGGAAGUUGUCAUCUUACAAGAACAAUCUCGUUUUUUUUUUACGUUGAUGGUUCACCUGGUUUGCAAUAUUUAGGUGUAUUUGAUUAAAUCAGCUGAAAUUUUUUUCCUUCAUUGAUUUCUAUGAAAGUAUAUUUCAAUCAUACUUUAAAAAUUUAUGAUGGUAAAUUCAGCUUAUUUUCUUCGUCUUUAUAUGUACAACUUCAGACUGUAGUUGAUAUUUUUUAUUAGGAAAAAGUUAAGUAUAUGUUGUUUUUGUAUCAGAGAAUAUUUCGUCAGUGAAGAAUGUACCUGUUGUGAAUUUUGGAAUGUUUGUAAUUUAAUAUUGAGCUUAAUAUUUUUCUUCUUAUGUCUUUUGUUUUCAUGGGAAUUUUUCUGGGGUUUCAUUGUGUUAAAAGGCUUAGCUGAGCAUAUAUGUUGUUAAUUUUGUUUCAAGUCUUUAUUAACAUGGUUUAUUUAAUUUUCUUUCAUUGUAAUGCAGAAUCUCGAUGUGGUACAACAGCUAUAGAAGUUAAAAAGUUUUGUCUAAACCAAUUUCUUUUCUUCUAGGAUUAGAUUCUUCUGCUUUUUAUGUACAUGGAAAUUGUAGCCAAGCUAUUCUGUAUGUUUCUAUUUUCAUAUUUUUACUCAACACAUUUUCUGCUCUUGUAGACGUCUUGUAAAUAACGCCAAAGAUGUAACAACAAAAAGUCACAUGGUACCCACUUACAGACUUCAAACUACAUAGUUUUGGUACAAAAAAAAAAAAUGACUCGUCAUUUAAUUUUUACGCAACCACGAAACAACCUUUCAUGUUAAGGAUGUACUACAAGCUGCCUGAUCAGCUGAUGUUCACACAGACACACCUCACUGCCAAACAGAACACCGUACUUACAUGACAAUAACACAUGUGCUGAACAGGAAAACACUUGCCCCAUAGUUAUAUUAUUUGCCCUCAGGAUUAAGUGUUCAUGAUGAUUUCUGAUUAAGUAAAGCCCCAAAGAUCUCACUUUUGUAUAGCCCACAGUUGGGAAGAACAUGCAAGGUUUAGUUCUCUCCCUUUGUUAUACUUUUUUAUUCUAUUGCCGAUAAGGCAAAUGGUGCUUUUUUUUAUUAGGAUGAAAUUUCUUAUCUUUGUUAAAUCUUCAAGUAUGAAUUACCUCGAAAAUCUCAACGGAUUAAUUGAGAUUGGCAUAAUAAUGGAUACUAGGUCGAAGGAGACCAUGGUAGAGAAGCUACUGAUCCUGGGAAUAGGAUCGAGUUGUGAUACCCGAUGAAGAGUUUUGCCCCGUUGUAUUGUUGUAAGACAACACUUCCUCUGAGAAGUUCCUGGGGGAGGGGGGUCCUUGAGGAUAGUGAACACUUUCCCCAUUGUUAGGGUCCCCAGUUUCAUAGUACACGCCAAGAGGGAGGGAAAGCCCCCCUGUACAUAACACCAAAUCACACAGACGAUACAAGAUUCCACACUGUCAAUUGUCAAGUCAAAUGUGUGACCAUUUAUGACAAAUAAAUCAUUAAACUAUUA
Messenger RNA from Ostrea edulis (European flat oyster), 3340 nucleotides. RefSeq names its product importin subunit alpha-7-like. Gene Ontology annotation, biological process: NLS-bearing protein import into nucleus. NCBI's taxonomy places the organism in Eukaryota, Metazoa, Mollusca, Bivalvia, Ostreida, Ostreidae. The coding region runs from base 128 to 1750 and encodes 540 amino acids. The transcript is spliced from 14 exons. The record is from RefSeq and is a predicted model, not a curated record. Gene Ontology annotation, molecular function: nuclear import signal receptor activity; protein binding. Gene Ontology annotation, cellular component: nucleus; nucleoplasm; cytoplasm.